Molecule: messenger RNA, 1680 nt
Organism: Physella acuta
Lineage: Eukaryota; Metazoa; Mollusca; Gastropoda; Physidae
Product: methyltransferase-like protein 27
Molecular function (GO): S-adenosylmethionine-dependent methyltransferase activity
Source: RefSeq, a predicted model, not a curated record
GUUAACUAAGCAGUCGCAGUAUGUCAUUGGUUAGAUAAUCCAAAUAUCUAUUUCCGUCACAAUAAAGCAUAAGCGCUUAUAUAAAAGGACAGAUCAAUUGUCGCACUGAAGAAAAGAAAUUCAAAGUGCAUUUAACCUUGACCUUGGCCGACAAAAAAAACAACAAAGAUAAUGGAGACGUUACACCUGCCGGCGGAUUGUGAGAACUUUGUCUUGAGCUUCCAGCAGCCUGGCAUGGGACACGACACCUGUGUCCAAGCCUACGACAAAGAUGACGCAGUGAAGCUGUACGCCCAGUCGGCUGUCGCCCUCGCCUACAGAGGUCCACAGUACUGUGCUGAUAUGGCGGCGGCACUCGUGGGGGAGAGGAGGGAGGAGGCGGUGGUUCUAGACGUGGCCGCUGGGACUGGUCUUGUGGGUGAGGAGCUACACAAACGUGGGUUUAAACACAUCCACGCUCACGACGGAGCGUUGAACAUGAUAGAAACGUGUAAACAAAAGGGAAUCUACUCUAACUUCAUUCACUGCCUCAUUGGGGAAGGGAAGCAAAUCCCGACCGCUGAUGACACAUACGAUGUUCUUGCGAUGAGCGGCGGCACAUGUGAGAACCAUCUUCCACCAUCAGCUCAGCAAGAGUUUGUCAGAGUUAUCAAACCUGGAGGUUUCAGAUUGCAUUGUCUUCAUGUCUUGACCCACGUGCCAACUGUGAAUCGUGUCGGUCAAGUAGAACUGUCCGAAUUUUCACUCCUGCGUUUCCGUCAAGACAGACAGACCGACGAGGAAAUUUUUUGUGAACGCCUACAGAUCGACCAUGCCUACCAUCGAGUAUGGCAGAUUGUGGGAGGCCGAAGCUGGAAAACUGGAGGCCGCAGGAAAAUGGAGGUUCUAUGGCAGGCUGAUGUUCCGGAAGUACAAUUUGUAUUCCGACGGGUUUGUCGACAUCUACCAAGUACAGAAAUUCUAGUUUUUGAAGUCAAUUCACGCAUAACGUUUAUGUAAUUGUUACUUUGAGAGGCUUCAUCUUUUCAUACCAUCAUCACCCGCUGUGGCAUUUGUCUAUCGAUAUCCACUCCGUUAUAAGUUAACAUAUUGUCACAGACAUCACAGUAUACUUAACAGGGUACCAAUUCUUCCUACUUUAGUCUUUAUUCAAAACAUAGUUAACAUCAGUCUACAUCACCCGCAUAACCCGAACUUCCUAUUCAUUACCUAGCCCCUAACUCCUAGCUUUUAUUCUACAGCAAUAACCUUCUUUCUACCUCCUACGUCACUAUCUCACCAUGCGCGUCACAUCUUCAUUUGUUCAACAUAUGCGCACACCAAUAUUCACACGCACCAAUCUAUACUCUCGGAAAAUGCACCAUAACAGUGAUGGUAAUGUUAUUUAAUUGCUUUACUUGGCUGGAUUGCAUGUAAAAUUCAUUUCUAAUGUACAUAUAAUAUACAAAAUAAAAAUAAAUAUGAUUUGCAAUUUCAAAAUCUCUACAUGAAACGUUUACUAUAAUAUAUUGUAACUUGAAUUUUCUUAAAUUCGAAAAUUCACUUUAUGAUUACUACUGUAAAUGCGAUAUUCGUCUAAAGAUACAUUAUAUUUUGAAUAAAGAAUAUUCACUAACAAUCAUAAAUAACUCUAAUACUUGUCCAAUUUAAUAAUCUGUCUAAAUUGGUUGACAAUGAAAA